This is a messenger RNA of Arabidopsis arenosa, 2370 nucleotides long. The record is from the annotation of a GenBank genome assembly. NCBI's taxonomy places the organism in Eukaryota, Viridiplantae, Streptophyta, Magnoliopsida, Brassicales, Brassicaceae.
AAUGAAAUCCAAUAAUGGCCUCAUAUCUUGCGUUAUUCAAUGAUCCAAAAAGACUAUAAAAUUUUGAGUGACAAAAGAUGACCAAGAUCCCACGACUCUUCCCAUGGCUUCUUCACUGAAGCAGCUUAUCUCAAGCUUUCUACUUGUCUUGUACUACACCACCAUCAUUGUUGCUUCAUCAGAAUCUCGAUGUCGGCGUUUUAAAUCGAUCAUAAGCUUUGGUGAUUCCAUCGCCGACACCGGAAAUUAUCUCCAUCUCUCCGAUGUCAAUCAUCUUCCUCAAACCGCCUUUCUUCCUUAUGGCGAAAGCUUCUUCCAUCCUCCCUCCGGUCGUGCCUCUGAUGGCCGUCUCAUCAUUGACUUCAUUGCCGAAUUCUUGGGAUUACCAUAUGUACCGCCUUAUUUUGGAUCCCAAAACGUUAGCUUCGAACAAGGGAUCAAUUUUGCGGUGUAUGGAGCAACCGCAUUGGACCGAGCGUUUCUUGUGGGAAAAGGAAUUGAAUCUGAUUUCACCAAUGUUAGUUUAAGUGUUCAGCUUGACAUCUUCAAGCAGAUUUUGCCUAACUUAUGCGCCUCGUCUACUCGUGAUUGCAAAGAGAUUCUUGGAGACUCGUUGAUACUCAUGGGAGAGAUUGGAGGAAACGACUAUAAUUACCCAUUUUUCGAAGGAAAAAGUAUCAAUGAAAUCAAAGAGCUUGUUCCUCUAAUCAUCAAAGCUAUUUCUUCCGCAAUUGUGGAUUUGAUAGAUUUAGGGGGCAAAACAUUUUUGGUACCCGGAGGCUUCCCAGCAGGAUGUUCUGCGGCGUAUCUUACUCUAUUUCAGACCGUGGCAGAAAAAGACCACGACCCUUUCACAGGUUGUAUCCCAUGGCUCAACGAAUUUGGCGAGCACCACAACGAACAGCUAAAGACAGAACUCGAACAACUCCAAAAACUCUAUCCUCAUGUCAACAUCAUUUACGCUGACUACCACAACCCCUUAUACAGGUUUUAUCAAGAACCAGCUAAAUACGGGUUUAAGAACAGACCUUUGGCUGCUUGCUGUGGAGUCGGAGGUCAAUACAAUUUCACUAUUGGUAAAGAGUGUGGAUAUGAAGGAGUUAGCUAUUGUCAAAAUCCUUCUGAGUAUGUGAAUUGGGAUGGUUAUCAUUUAACCGAAGCCGCGUACAAGAAGAUGGCUGAGGGUAUACUCAACGGUCCUAAUGCCAUUCCUGCUUUCGAUUGGUCCUGCCUCGGCUCUGGUUCAGUGGAUAAAGAGCGUUUUAAAUCGAUCAUCAGCUUUGGUGAUUCCAUCGCCGACACCGGAAAUUAUCUCCAUCUCUCCGACGUCAAUCAUCUUCCUCAAACCGCCUUUUUUCCUUAUGGUGAAAGCUUCUUCCAUCCUCCCUCUGGUCGUGCCUCUGAUGGCCGUCUCAUCAUCGACUUCAUCGCUGAAUUCUUGGGACUACCGUAUGUUCCACCUUACUUUGGAUCCCAAAACGUUAGCUUUGAACAAGGGAUCAAUUUCGCGGUGUAUGGAGCAACCGCACUGGACCGAGCGUAUUUUGUGGGAAAAGGAAUUGAAUCUGAUUUCACCAAUGUUAGUUUAAGUGUUCAACUUGACAUCUUCAAGCAGAUUUUGCCUAACCUUUGUGCCUCGUCUUCUCGUGAUUGCAGAGAGAUGCUUGGAGACUCGCUGAUACUCAUGGGAGAGAUUGGAGGUAACGACUUUUUUUACCCAUCCUCCGAAGGCAAAAGUAUCAAUGAAACCAAACUACAGGAUUUGAUCAUCAAAGCUAUUUCUUCUGCAAUUGUGGAUUUGAUCGCUUUAGGGGGCAAAACAUUUUUGGUACCGGGAGGAUUCCCAGCAGGAUGUUCCGCAGCGUGUCUUACUCAAUAUCAGAACGCGGCAGAAGAAGACUACGACCCUUUGACAGGUUGUAUCCCACGGCUCAAUGAAUCUGGAGAGCGCGACAACGAACAACUUAAGACAGAACUCAAACGACUCCAAAAACUCUAUCCUGAUGUCAACAUCAUUUACGCUGACUACCAUAACUCCUUAUACCGGUUUUAUCAAGAACCAGCUAAAUAUGGGUUUAAGAACAGACCUUUGGCUGCUUGCUGUGGAGUGGGAGGUCGAUACAACUUCACUAUUGGUAAGGAGUGUGGAUCCGAAGGAGUUAGCUAUUGUCAAAAUCCUUCUGAGUACGUGAAUUGGGAUGGUUAUCAUUUAACAGAAGCCGCGUACCAGAAGAUGGCUGAGGGUAUACUCAACGGUCCCUAUGCAACUCCUGCUUUCGAUUGGUCCUGCCUUGGCUCUGGUUCAGUGGAUAAAGAGUAUUCUUUCAGCAGUUAGAAUUCAUUUGUUGUGAAAAAAAGAGGAAGAAAAUU